AGACAUUUGAUGCAUCGGGCUGCUUUAAGGUACUUGAUUCUGAAAUGCUUCUCUUUUACUCCAUCAUAAUUUCACACAUCCUCAGCCAACUAUAAUGUUCUCCUCAUGCUCUGCUUCUAGGAGUAUACCAUUACAAGCUACACCUACCCAAUAUGUUACAAAUCACUUGGGGACAUGCAGGUUAUUGCAGGCCAUCCAGUGUAAUGACUGUCAGAGAAAAGGAACAGCUCCGUUUCACUGGCAUCUUCCUAAUGCUCGCACUGUAGCUCAUAGAACACCAGACUUAUAUAACUCUUACUGUUCCAUGGUAAGUUUAGAUGUGAUUUCUUUGUCAAGAUGAAUGAACCGCAUGGUUAUCUAGUUGGUAUUUUUGCUAUGUCUUCUACCUACUAUUUGAAUAAAUUAGUUUAGUCCAUCUUUCUUCUUGCUGGGAUGUGUACUGGUUUAGAGACUCCCAUGCCUUGUGACUUCAGGGAAUCAAAUAACGCUAGCAGACUAUGCUUUUUCUACAUGAUGCACAAUGGAUUGUAUUUUCUAAGUUAUCUAUUAUUGCCGGACAAAAGAAAUAAUAUCCUUUUUUGUUC
This is a messenger RNA of Rubroshorea leprosula, 584 nucleotides long. The record is from the annotation of a GenBank genome assembly. NCBI's taxonomy places the organism in Eukaryota, Viridiplantae, Streptophyta, Magnoliopsida, Malvales, Dipterocarpaceae.